AUGGCUUUGUGCCAACAGUGGGCCGUUGGGGAAGUGAAUGGCCAAGUUGACUCGAAACAGCAGAAACAUGGUGCCAGCCACAAGGGCAGGCACGAGGGCCCUGGAUCAGGGGUGUGCCAUUACCCUUGCCGGUUUUAUAAGGAUUAUAUUGCAAGUGGAGAAACUGUUCUGGAGAGAUUCUAUCAUAAAUACCAACCAUUGAUAACCCGUGAACAUCACACUUGUGUGGGUUUAGGAUUUGAAUUACUAUACCGUUUAAAAUGUUUGAAUAAAAGGUUUCCUGGUAUAGCAAGUGGUUUCUAUUUAGUGUCUUGUGAAGAGACGAUUGAUAAUGUUGCUAAUUAUGUUGGAGGACCACCUGCUGCAGAUAGUGGUGAAAAAGAACAUGUGUUAGUGUGCCUGAAAAUUAAAAUUGGCGGACGACAAGGAGUUAUGCUACUUGAUCCUGGAUAUCAUGUAGCUCGAGUAAUUACUAUAAUGGAGGAUAAAUUAUACCCACAUACAGGCUGGUUUAUUCAAUCUGAUGAACCAGAUUGUAAAAAAGAAUAUAAUUACUUUUUAUGCACUAACGAUCCAGAUUAUAUUGAAUGGCAUGAAAGAAAAACACGAUCUGAUACCUUAGAAAGAACACAAGUUGCUCUUAUAUAUGUGGCAAGGCCUUAUUUAACUGCCAUUGAUGUUACGGAACGCAGAAAUUUAGUUUAUAACUUCAGAAGUCUUCUUGCAAGAGAUACUAAAGGUCAUGUUACAGCUGGUUUAUAUUUUCCUGUUGUGCUGGAUAUAAACAAUGCACAAAGUUUUACAAUUUUUUAUCAAACUAAUAAUGGCAAAAGACGAAUCAAAAUGGCAUUUAAUAAAUUCUGCAGUUCACCAAAAAUAAAUCCUGAUACUGAAGAAAAAGAAAUUAUCGCCGAAUGUGCCCGGCAGUUAGGUCUUUUACAAGAUUCCCUAGAAGAUCUAUUAUCUGCUCUUGCUACAGUUAUGAGCGAUUCAGCCUUUGUGGCCCAAUUAUUGGCUAUUAAUGCAAGAAUCAACACUUUGGCAGAAGAUAAUUAACACAAGUCAAUCUGCCCUGUGCGGUGCAGACAAUAUAUAAUAUAUCAUUUCUUUUGUCAGCUUUCUUCUUACGUUCUUUUUAUUUUAUUAAUGAUUAUGUUAAUAGUUUUACUAUGUAUUACAGAUGUUAAUUUUAUUCUUGUUAUAAAAUAAGGUAUAUUUUUUUAAUGAAUUUUAAUAAAAUUAUAUUAUAUACA
Messenger RNA from Apis mellifera (honey bee), 1253 nucleotides. RefSeq lists its product as uncharacterized. The transcript has 4 exons. The coding region runs from base 1 to 1056 and encodes 351 amino acids. The record is from RefSeq and is a predicted model, not a curated record. NCBI's taxonomy places the organism in Eukaryota, Metazoa, Arthropoda, Insecta, Hymenoptera, Apidae.